AUGCUCUGGUAUUUAUUUUUUUUACGUAACCUCUGUCACUGACGCCAGGUAUUUAUAGCCAAGCAGGGUUAAGGAGAUGAAAGACCUUAAACGAGUAGCACUGGAUACUCUUGACUUUCCUGCCUCCAUUUCUUGGUGUGUUUUCUGUGUGGAAUUAAGCCGCCUGCCAUUUGAGCUCUGAGGACACUUUUCUGUACUUGUGUGGGGGAAGGAAUCCUAUUUUAUUUUUAUUUUUUUAUUAUUGUGGGUGAAGAUAAAUACUUUGACAAGAGGUGGAUGGUCAGUCAGGCAGCCAUGCGAGGCCAGCGUGUGGUGGAGAGCGCGUGUAGGUGCUGGAACCCGGCCAUCUGGCUCCUGGUGUCGCUGCUGGGAUCACUCGUCUUGGUGGCCGUCAGUGUGCUGCUGCGACUUGGAGACAUGAAAAUAAACAGACGGGCUGUAGAUGCCAAUGGUGUGCAAAGCCCCUCGAGGACGCAGCACCAAGUAAAACUGGUGAAUGGACGUCACAGGUGUGAAGGGAGAGUCGAGGUGUACUACAAUAUCUCAUGGGGCACAGUGUGUGACGACGACUGGGACAUGGUGGACGCCAACGUGGUGUGUCGGCAGCUGGACUGCGGAGUGGCUGUGGCAGUGCACAGCAGCUCUCAGUUUGGACAAGGCACCGGGUUAAUCCUGCUGGAUAAUGUGGACUGCAGAGGGAGUGAAACAGACCUCAGCAGCUGCCGUAGUCUGGACUGGGGCAUCCAUAAUUGUUACCACUAUGAGGACGUGGGUGUUACCUGCAAAGAACCAGCAGUGGUGGGGGAGAGAGGGUCUGAGGAUCGCACCACACUGCCCCACGAGAGCUCCGGUUUACGAGAUGGCACCAUCCGUCUGAUGAAUGGAAAGGAAGCCUGCCAGGGCCGGGUAGAGAUCUACUACCUGGGAAAGUGGGGGACGGUGUGUGAUGAUGACUGGGACCUUGACAAUGCCCAUGUGGUGUGCCAACAGAUGGGCUGCGGCAGCGCUGCCUAUGCACACACCAACUCUUACUUUGGCUAUGGAACUGGUCGGAUUCUCCUGGACAAUGUCAACUGCUACGGCACUGAACAUGACUUGACAAAAUGCAAGAGCCUGGGCUGGGGCAAACACAACUGUGGCCAUCAUGAGGAUGCUGGGGUCACCUGUACUGGAUCCACCACUGUACCUCCUGUGGUAACAGAAGGCCAGAGAAUGUUCUCUACAGUAUAUAACACUGAAGCAACAGAAAAGGUUCCAGUCACCAUGUCUCACACUACAACAACUGUUACCACAACUGUCCAGACAAAAGGCAAACCAGCCAUUCGUUUGAUGAAUCCUCUGAAUAACAACACCUGCGAGGGUCGUGUAGAGGUCCUCUACAAAAAUGUUUGGGGGACGGUGUGUGAUGAUGACUGGGACAUGCUCAAUGCCAAUGUGGUGUGCAGGCAGCUAGGCUGUGGCCCAGCUAUUGGGGCCAAGAGUCAGGCCUACUACGGCUACGGUCCGGGGCCGAUCCUUCUGGACAAUGUAGAAUGUAGCGGCAAUGAACCGGAGCUGUCUGAGUGCUUCCACCUGGGCUGGGGUCAGCACAACUGUGGCCAUCAUGAGGACGCUGGAGUUAAAUGUGCAUCUUUUGAAUACUACAUUGGAUAUGGACGAGACUUUAGAGUAACAGAAAGGAUACCUGCCACCACCACUACUGCCACCCCGCAACCCUCUGAAGGGGCAAUGAGGCUGGUUGGUGGCCAGCACCAGUGUGAAGGCCGGGUGGAGAUAUACUCAAAGUCUGCAUGGGGCACAGUCUGAGAUGAUGCCUGGGACCUCCCUGACGCUCAGGUCGUGUGUCGCCAGGUGGGCUGUGGAGAGGCCACGGCUGCUUGGGGAGAAGCUUUCUUCGGGCCCGGCACAGGAACAAUCCUGCUGGACAAUCUCAAGUGCAGCGGUGCGGAGGCUUCCCUGUUGGAGUGCUCCCAUAUAUCCUGGGAUGUGCACAACUGUGACCACUCUGAAGAUGCUGGCGUCACCUGCUCGCUGUCGUGAUUUCAGCAGAACCACACUCCCAUCUCCACCAUGGGUAGGAAGUGGGCUCACCAACCUGGGACUUGUAUACAUUAUGUAAAUAACAGCUGUCACCGUGCUGAAGGAAUACUCCACCACCAACAACAUACAAAAUAACUCAUAUGACAAUAUAUGAUUACAUACUAUAAACUAUCUAUGCCUAUUAAGCACUUUAUAAAUAAAUAUAUGAUAUAAAAUACAAUGUACACAGUUUUUUAUUUGAUAAACCAAGGAAGCUUUUAA
Epinephelus lanceolatus (giant grouper) is the source of this 2301-nucleotide messenger RNA. RefSeq names its product scavenger receptor cysteine-rich domain-containing group B protein (gene ssc4d). Lineage: Eukaryota; Metazoa; Chordata; Actinopteri; Perciformes; Serranidae. The record is from RefSeq and is a predicted model, not a curated record. Gene Ontology annotation, molecular function: serine-type endopeptidase activity. Gene Ontology annotation, biological process: zymogen activation. Gene Ontology annotation, cellular component: plasma membrane.